AUGCACUUCCUAGAAGUUUUCUUCCCAGCACCGAGAGAAAGAACAGUUCAGGGAGACAGCAACAAGGUUUUGCGGAGUUCUUUGAUUAACCUAACAGUUCAGUUUUUAGCUGUCGACUCGGGCCAAGACGUAUUACGGUCGUUAGGGCGAGCCCUUGCCGUCAUUGAGGCGUACCGCACGAGAAGCGAAAUGCAUCCUGAUAGUCACGGAGAUCUCAGCUCCAUAGCUGACCGCUUACGAUUACUCGAAACUGAUGUGGCACGACUUGUCGCAGAUGGUGUUUUAGAAGAGUUUAAGGACGAUUUUGGCAGUGCCGUUUAUCAAUCGGCUGGCUGGACAACAAUUCACAGUGCUCCUCGUGCUGGAACAUUAUCAGUACUUUCGGAUGAUUCCUUUAUGUCGGCUUAUGAAGAGUUUUCGGUGACGCUUGAUGAUGAUCUUCUUCGCGAUUUCGUUGCAGUACCUGAAGAUCAACUUAUUUUUUACAAAGAUGGACUGCGAGCAGCUACCAAUGGAGAAGUGGACUACAGAAAAAUGAGAGGUGACUUAUGUCAGUGCGAAAGUGAGCUCGAUUUUGCUGCUAAACUUUGGUGCCUUCGACAAGCCUUCGCUACCUGUCUCAGUGAUGAACAUAGGAGGAUGUGGCUAGCGAAAGCCGGACGGACUCUUCUGGGAGACAUUCUUAAGCACUCCAAACAGGAUCCGUCUCAAUUUUACAUGGCCUUUGAUUCAUUGAUCGAUUUUUUUCGGAGCAGAGCAAAUGUCUGUCAAAUGGAGGAGGAAUUAGCCGGCCGAGGGGUUAGUACCUUUAUUUUGAGCACUUGCAAAAACUAG
Molecule: messenger RNA, 834 nt
Organism: Cooperia oncophora
Lineage: Eukaryota; Metazoa; Nematoda; Chromadorea; Rhabditida; Trichostrongylidae
Source: the annotation of a GenBank genome assembly